Messenger RNA from Capsella rubella, 787 nucleotides. RefSeq lists its product as uncharacterized. Bases 129 to 596 code for a protein of 155 amino acids. Gene Ontology annotation, cellular component: cytoplasm. Gene Ontology annotation, molecular function: protein phosphatase inhibitor activity. The record is from RefSeq and is a predicted model, not a curated record. Lineage: Eukaryota; Viridiplantae; Streptophyta; Magnoliopsida; Brassicales; Brassicaceae. The transcript is spliced from 7 exons.
CAUCGUCAUCGUCGAAAACGUGCAUCUCCGGAAAUAACAUAACAAUCCACUAAAAUAACCAGAUCCGAUCUACCGACCCGGUUCCUCGCCGGAGUCUCCACACCGUAACCGGCGAUCCUCUUUCUGUUAUGGAAGACGUCAAAGGGAAGGAGAUGAUUGAUGAUGCUCCGAUUGAAAAAAUUGAUGACAACAAGGUUUCAGAUGAGAUUCAUAAACAGCCAUCAUCUGAGUCCGAGGAAAAUGCGAUCAAGAAAAAGUAUGGAGGAUUGUUGCCAAAGAAGAUUCCAUUGAUAUCCAAGGACCAUGAACGCGCCUUCUUUGACUCGGCUGAUUGGGCGUUAGGCAAGCAAAAAGGACAAAAGCCGAAAGGGCCUUUGGAAGCUCUCCGCCCAAAACUUCAGCCAACACCGCACCAGCAACCAAGAGCGAGACGAAUGGCUUAUUCUUCAGGCGAUACUGAAGCUUGCAUCUCAGACUCUGAGACUGACAACAACGAAUCUCCCGAUGAAAAAUCCAGCGCAUCAGCUGUUGACAAUACCAAUUUAAAGGACGAUGGAGGCAGCGAUGGUGACGCAAAAGACAAUAUCAAAUCUUGAACAAACAUAUAGAUCUCUUGAGGAGCAAACAAACUUCAUCACAGUCCAAUUUACAGAAGAAUAAGCGGCCAGGUUUGCUUUGCAACGGUUGUAAUAUCAAGUCUCUUACCUUAUCAUACUUGGGAUAGCAAAUCUGUAUCAUUGGACGAUUGCAAAUGGUUUGCUUUAAUGAUCCAUCAAAGCCUUCUUAA